Molecule: messenger RNA, 1017 nt
Organism: Cyprinodon tularosa
Lineage: Eukaryota; Metazoa; Chordata; Actinopteri; Cyprinodontiformes; Cyprinodontidae
Exons: 3
Coding region: 97-756 (219 amino acids)
Source: RefSeq, a predicted model, not a curated record
UACUCUGGGAAUGCUCAGCAGUAGCAAGCUUCAUUCUGGGUUGACCAAAGGAUAUGGGUUAAUCCAACUGAUUAAGGUGCAACAUGGAAAAUCCAAAUGAUUUUUGGACAAAGAUCCGAGUGGAAAGACAGCACUUUCAUCUCUGGUAGGUAUACUACCUCCACUAAGGACCACUGCUCAUUGAAACAAAUGGAGAUUGUGGAAGCAUUAAACUUUGGUGCAGAUCUUUUGCAAACCACCUUAGCAUUGACUGGGCCUUUGAAGAAAUCACCACUACGUCGGCAAUGCAGCAUUCACAUCACUAAUCUUUCAGAUCGCUUUACGCUUGAGAAUCCUAGGAUGUACUCAUGCAGGGGGAGCUGUGUUGAUCCUCUGCCUCCAAGAAUUCUUCCAUCCUCGUCAGGAGGCGCAGUGUUUGCCAAGACCCCUCGCACUGGACGUGGGUUUUCUGGUAUCUCCACCUACGAUCUCUUCAAUGGCUUUACAGAGGAAGCCUCAGAGCAAAUUGUCAUCCUGUUCAAGGUGCCUUAUGACUUGAACUUCAGGGCAAACGAGUACGCAGUAGGAGUCUUUGAUGUCAGUGAGAAGUUAGAUAAAUUUAAUUAUGAAAACCUCACAAAGAGUAUGGAGAAGAGAAUCACUAAAGGCCAAGCAAAGGGACCCUCUCUGAUUCACAAGGACCACAAAGUUGCUAUCAGAGCCACAAUGUCAGAUUGCACUGAUCCCAUAAUAAAAGUGCACAUAAGUGAUAACUAACAGCCAUAUAUAUUCCUAUGUAUGAUUACUCACGGUGUAGUAAAAUGUGGCUAAACAAAUGUUUUCGGAUGUAGUUAGAUUAGUAGGAGAAGUUGUACUUUGCAAAUGACAACUGGGAGUGGAAAACAUCAUGGAUGAGACUUUUUGAACAAGUAAAAAAAAAUUAGAGGUACAUUUAUUUAAAAAAUGGAUUAGAUUUGAAAGUUCAUCUGCUAUCAGAAUAAGAGUAUAUUUUGAUAGUUGGCACACAUUUGUGAAUAC